UCCUCAACAGCUUGGUGGAUUGGAUGCCAGUCGCAGUCGACAGAAAACUUUGCGACCGUUUGGUUGGUUGGUUUUGGUUCUUCAGUUCGUUUUUUGAUUAUUUUCGGACGGUUUUUGAAAUUUCACGAAACAACGGCAAAAUCAUACAUAUAAAGCAGAAAUCCAUUAUAUAAACAAGAUCUACAAAACCUUAAUGCACGUACACACAUGCACACGUGCAAUACAUAUGUACAUAUAUGUUCACGUAUGUAGGUGUAGAAACAGUUACUAUAAAUAGCCAACGGAAAUCGAUAAAUAAAUAAAGCACUAAAGUAAAAGUUCUAUCUCCUCCUCCGCACCAUACACAAUACACCCACACACCCACAACAAGAAAAGAAAUUCUAAUUGCGACUUUGCAAAAAAAAGUUUGACGGUGAAAUAAAUGCAUACUUGAAUAUUUGAGUAUAAUGCCGAUCUUCAUUCAUUUUUGGCUCUAACUGUGAACACGAACACACAAACACUUUGCCGCAAAAAAAAGAGCUAAAACAAUUAAAAUUGCUUGCACUGAGAUGUUUGCGCGAUGUUUAUUCCUGACCUUGUUCGUGGCGGUCAUGGCGGCGGCCGGCAAGAGUGACGAUCAGUCCAAGGAGCGGCGACUGGAGCAGACAGUAUUAAAAGUGCCUCUUCGGCUGGGCUUGUCCAAAAGGCAGACAAAGAAGAAGCUGCCACCGAUGCUGCUGCUGCUUCCAUCUUCAACUACAGCUUGUGACUUCUACCACUUCUACCUAACCUGCUGCCGCCGCGCUGUCUGCCAACUUCGUCUUGGCCGGGAGUUUGCCGGACCAGGUCCGACCCGCCCCGCCCCGCACCCCCACCUCUUCUGUGUCUCUCCAUCAUUUUUGUUUUUGUUUCAUAUGCCCGACGUACGAACGAGUUUCGUUUCGUGUGGCUCGUUCAGCGAAAAGCCAGAGGAGAACAAAAGAGAACAGAAAACGGUCAGAAGCGUUUUCGAAUUGGAGUUGCUGUUGGUGUUGGCCAGACCCAGGCCCAGACCCAGGCAGAGCAGAGGUUUCUUUUUGCCAAUGCCACUAAGCUGCCUGAUGAUGACAAAGUGUGAAGAAGUAUUUAAAGUGUUAUUCUUGCCGUUGGGAUCCCUUUUCACAUCGCUCCUCAUACGAGCACUCGGUGCUCUUCGUCUCCUUCUCCCGCUCGGCGAGCUUGAGAAUUGUCAGUCAAUAAUUUUGUAGUUAUCUCGGUAACAAUCCUUGAGCUGUCUCCAUUUAUAAUUUGUGGCCCUGUGCGAGAGACAGGGUGCCCCGGCCGUGGCAUCAACAGCAGCCCAAGCGCAGCCCAGUGGCAUAGGACACAGUGACUUGGAUUCCCAAUCCAGGCACGUUUUUGGGAUAACGCCCUAUUUAUAACGAGCGGGAACGUUGUGAGUUGCUGCGGACACCGCAACUCUACAUUUAUACCCGAUACUUAGUCAGUAUG
Molecule: messenger RNA, 1470 nt
Organism: Drosophila miranda
Lineage: Eukaryota; Metazoa; Arthropoda; Insecta; Diptera; Drosophilidae
Exons: 2
Coding region: 549-1226 (225 amino acids)
Source: RefSeq, a predicted model, not a curated record